This is a messenger RNA of Gigantopelta aegis, 918 nucleotides long. RefSeq names its product mitochondrial amidoxime-reducing component 1-like. The record is from RefSeq and is a predicted model, not a curated record. NCBI's taxonomy places the organism in Eukaryota, Metazoa, Mollusca, Gastropoda, Neomphalida, Peltospiridae. The coding region runs from base 1 to 918 and encodes 305 amino acids. Gene Ontology annotation, molecular function: pyridoxal phosphate binding; catalytic activity; molybdenum ion binding. The transcript has 7 exons.
AUGCCGACAGAGAGCGUAGUGACGCCUGGUGUAAUUCUAGGAACCUUGGUGUUAGGAACGAUAAUUAAGUUUAUCGUGACUUCGAUACUAAGUAGACGCAGAAAUGGGUUUCAUUUGGUUGGUACAGUUACUCGUCUCAGUGUUUUCCCGAUCAAGUCGUGCGCUGGUUUCGCAGUCGACAACGGAGUGUGCACGGAAAUAGGGUUACUGGUUCACGGAAUAACCGAUAGGCACUGGGUUGUGACUGACGCAAAGUUUAACGUUUUGUCUCAACAACAAGCACCAAAAUUGGCUAUUGUGAAAGUGGAAUGUCAAGGCUACGAACUAGUUAUCAACGCAACGGGUAUGCCGACUCUGAAACUACCGACUGAUUGUCCAGUAGACCAGUCUAAAAUUGUAAUAUGCAAUACUGGCAAGAACACGCUGGAGGGUUUGGACUGUGGUGAUGAGGCGGGCGCGUGGUUCAGCGCCUAUCUACACAGGGAAGGACUCCGCGUGUUACACUCAGCUCCGGGACUCAGGAAAAAGAGACAUAUCCACCGAACGCCGGACGCUGCGUUCAGUGAUUUCUGUGCAUACCACGUGCUUCCGGAAAGUUCGUUCGCACGACUCGACGAGAGACUGGAUGAACCGACAACUAUCGAGUGUUUCCGACCUACAAUCACUGACGAAUGGUCUGAAAUUCGUUUUGGUGAAACAACCAAACUGAGGUGCCUCUAUCCUACACCUAGAUGUACGAAGGUGACCGUUGACCAAGUCACUGGCGUUAAAAACCAAUCAGGAGAACCUCUGACCACACUGAGAAGCUUUCGUUGUUUCCCGCCAUACGGCCAGUCACCGCUGUUAGGAGUAAGCGCAGCAAUACACACGCCUGGGAGAAUUAAUGUCGGAGAUCCAGUCUACGUAAAAAGGAAGUGA